UAAAGGGCAUUAUGAAUGCUAUCUCUUGCAGUCUUGCUCUAACAUGGCUAAAGCAGUGAUUUUUGUGCUUACAUCUCUGUUCACCUUCUGUACUUCUGCUCCAGUGGGCUUUCAUGGCGGUUCAGAUGCUCACUGUCCUCUGACCGUAAAGAUUCUGGAUGCUGUGAAAGGCAUUCCAGCUGGAAAUGUGGCUCUUGAUGUUUACCGCCAGGGUCAGGGUGAAACAUGGGAAAAGAUUGCCAGUGGGAAAGUAGAUAUGGCUGGUGAGGUGCACAACUUGAUCACCGAGCAGGAAUUCACUCCUGGUGUGUAUCGGGUGGAGUUUGACACUAAAACCUACUGGAAGGCUGAGGGUCGUACUCCUUUCCACCAGAUGGCUGAUGUGGUGUUUGAGGCUCAUGCCGAGGGCCAUCGCCAUUACACUCUGGCACUUCUACUGAGCCCCUUCUCAUACACUACAACAGCUGUGGUCAUCAAAGCACAUGAGUGACAACACACAUCCAACAGAACCACUGUAAGAGGGUCCAUAUCAACACCCCGUACAUACAGAAAUUACAUGACACCCAACGACCCCACUCUCUCCAGCCACACCAAUUAAAGAGAUUAGACUCAGUGUAAGUUUUCAACUAUAAAGUCUUUUAAUGAUCAUUACAGAGCGUAACGUAGUGAACAGACCAGUCCAACAAAAGAAAAGUGAAUCUGGAACCAGGAUUGUACAUAUCAAAGCAGACAUCAUCAAGAGAUUCUGCUUCUCACACUGGUUACAGUUAAAGUGGACCCUCAACAACAGAGAAACGCAAACACAGGGAAGGUCUUCAUGUUUUUCAGUUCCGAAUCAAUGACAAGCAAACAUUUCAGGUUUAUCGACAUAGCUCCAGAUUCAAAUAAAAACUCUGAAUAAAAUGUAAAAGAAAAUGUAAAUGCGCACCCAAUUCUAUUUUGAAACAUCAUCCACACGCACCCCACUGCACAUCUCAACAAACAAUGCGAAAAUGAAAAUGUAAUUAAAAAUAAAUAAAUAAAAAAAGACAAUUCAAGGCACAAAUAUGAAUACUGCAAAAAUGUAACACUCUACAUUACAGAUUUGUAAUGAUGAAUAAUAAAUCCUCUUUUAAAAUUC
Molecule: messenger RNA, 1120 nt
Organism: Myxocyprinus asiaticus (Chinese sucker)
Lineage: Eukaryota; Metazoa; Chordata; Actinopteri; Cypriniformes; Catostomidae
Product: transthyretin-like
Exons: 4
Coding region: 44-490 (148 amino acids)
Biological process (GO): purine nucleobase metabolic process
Source: RefSeq, a predicted model, not a curated record